Magallana angulata is the source of this 3508-nucleotide messenger RNA. Its product is annotated as galactosylceramide sulfotransferase-like. The transcript has 4 exons. Gene Ontology annotation, biological process: glycolipid biosynthetic process. Gene Ontology annotation, cellular component: membrane. Lineage: Eukaryota; Metazoa; Mollusca; Bivalvia; Ostreida; Ostreidae. The record is from RefSeq and is a predicted model, not a curated record. Bases 422 to 1645 code for a protein of 407 amino acids. Gene Ontology annotation, molecular function: galactosylceramide sulfotransferase activity.
CAUAUGCUUUCGGCAAUUUAAAUAUAAGUUCGUGUUAUGUGAAUAUAUAUUAAACAUGCUAAAUUAUAGAUUUUUUACUGAACAAAUUCGAAAAUGGAGGAAGGAUAAGGUGACAUGCGCGGGCCAGUAUAACAGCCCUAUUGUCAGAAUGUAAGUUAUGUCUCUAUACUGAGAACUACUGCCGCGGGCGCACCAAUACAUCACUACCAGCCAACGGAAUUGUCUAAGAAUCGCCGUGUGCCUUACCGUGGGGAUUAGUAUGGCCAGGACCCAGGGAUCUAAGUAGUGGGGGUGCUGCUGCAUGUUGUUACCACCCCAUCUCAGGGGGAGUACCAAUUGUGUCAGGAUAUUUCCUGUGUGACGAUGGAUCUUGUAAUAUACGCUUGACCUCUCAAUCAACAGCAAUUGGAACAAGAAAAAAAUGUGGAGCUCUUGCAAGAGAUAUUUUGUGGUAUUGGUCAUGAUAAUGGUGCUCUAUACAUUCUCCGUAAUUUUGAGAACGAGUGUGCGUCCCGACGAUGGCCUUCAAGGUUUAUACAAGGAAUUAGACUUUCGGUCAUCGCUAUUGGAAAGGAAGGUAUCCGCCCCUAAAUGCAGCAAGAAAACUAACGUGGCCUUUCUCAAGGUUCACAAGGCGGGCAGCACGACUGUCAUGAACAUCUUUAUCCGAUUUGCCCUCAGAAAUGACCUCAACAUGGUGUUACCUCGUCGCAGCAAUGGCUCAGGGUUCAACUACCUUGGGUACGGAAAAACAAUCGACCGCAAAAAUAUCAUCCCGCUUCCGGGAAACGAAACGUACAACAUCCUCUGUAAUCACGUGGUGUAUAAUAAGGAGGCGUUCGAUUCUGUCAUGCCUAGUGACUCUGUGUAUGUGGCUAUAAUGAGGGAGCCCAAGUCUCACUUUAUUUCAGCUGCCUCUUACUACGGGUUUAUCCCAGUCCUUAAAAAAGUAUUUCCUGAAUUAAGAAAUGCAAGUGCAGGGAUAUUAUUGGAUCGCUUUUUACGUGAGUUUUCCAGAAGAGGGGACAAUGCAAAUCGCGGCCUGGCGUAUGUUAACAACCGCCAGUCGUUUGACUUUGGAAUUCCACAAACAAUGUUCAGAAAUAAACUUGAUAUCAGCUCGUAUAUCCAAAAACUAGACAGGGAGUUCCCUCUCGUAAUGAUAAUGGAAUAUUUUGACGAGUCUCUAGUGUUGAUGAAGAGGUUGCUGUGUUGGGAUUUACAAGAAAUCUUAUAUGUGCCUCUUAAUAUUAAUAAGGGCAAAAAGAAAAACCCUGUGCAACUACCAGAAAGCUCGGAGAAAUUUCUCCACUUUUUUGACUAUGCAGACUUUCAGAUGUACGAUCAUUUUCAGAAACGUUUUAAAGAUCAAGUGAAAUUACAGGGACCCGACUUUCAUGACGAAGUAAACACUUUCAAAGACAUAAAAGACCAAGUGACAAAAUUCUGUCAGAGUAAACCCCUCUCUAACCGCUCUCUAACUGUGGGGCCUACCAAAUGGAAUUCCAAGUAUAACUUGACGUCGGAAGACUGCAAAGAAAUGAUGUUACCGGAACUACAAAUGAUGCGCAUGCUUAUUGACUCGGCUAACGCCCGUUACUCAGACUGGUUAAGAGUUCAAGCGUUGAACAGUUCUCCUCGAUAGUGAUUGGUUGUGCUGCUGUGAGGGCUUAUUGGUAUGACGGAACAUCAUAUUAUUGUUAAACCGUGAAUACCCGUCAAAGUCAAUAAGAGUGGGCAAUUGAAGAAAAACAAUAUUUGAAAAAAAACCCACGUAUGUUAGCAUUGGGGGAUCCAGAGGGAGGGGGGGGGGGUUCCGGGGGUCGGAACCCCCCCCCCUUUCUCCAGGACAUAUGAUUUUUUUUAAAAACGUUUAAUGCCUAAUUUAAUGUCAAUUUUUCCAUUUUAUAAUAGAAAUACUGUAAUUAUCUCAAAUAAAUGCUUUUAAAAUUGCUUAUUGAAGGAAUUUUGUACUGCGUCCCAAAAUUUUGUUCUUAUAUGAAAAAAACCAAUCGAUUUUUUUUCGAAAUAAAGUAUAUAAGCUGUAUCGCUAAAACACAUAUUUAUAAUAACAUCUACAAUGUAUUUUCUUAUCUAUUUCUGUUUAAAAAGAAUGAUUAUAGUUCAUACAGUUUUGAACUGACAAACCAUCGAGUAAAACGACGUUCAAGUACGCAUUCGUUUUACUUUAAAAAGCCGCUUUCAAAUGUAUUGUUUAGUUAAUUUACUAAAGUAAUAAUUAAUAAUACACGAGUUUUACUUCUUUUCAUACGAAAAAUACAAAGAAACUUACAUGACCCGCUUAUGCGCGUUAUGCUAUUUCUCUGGAAUGCUAGACACCUUCAUACCCACAUGAAACACAAAAGAAAGCAUUUUUUGUUCUGUUUCCAAGAAUCGGAAAUUCUGUUACAAAAAUACCGUGUAAAGGGUUUAUAUGUCAACCAUUAUGAAAAUGCCCACCUUUUUAAAACUUUUCUAAAUAUGAUCGCAUCUGUACUAGUCCAGGUGAUGUAGCGCACCCUUAACAGAGGUCACAUCAAGUUCCGGGACGACAAUUACUUUUUCCAUUGUAUUACACACGUACCAUUUAUUCAGCAUAUAAAUUAUUCCCAUUCUUUUGUCAUAUCCUAUCAUUUAUACUUUUAUUUAAGAAGGCAAUCGAUAGAAACCAGAAUCGACAAAUAGUUCAGAAUUUAAAAACAUCAAAGACAUAAAAAAAAUUACCAAAAUAUCCAUUUUUAUAAUAGUUUGUCGUAAUUAGUCUGAGUGUUUUGUUUCUUAGUGUUUCUUUUCUAUCAAGCAUAGACGCACUUUAUCAUUGCUGGAGACCUGGGUUUCUUGAGGCUAGAUAUUACGCAAAUCUUCCUUACCUAAACCAAAACGACAAAACGUUCAAUAAUGCAGUGCACUCUGAUGAUGAAAUAGAUGGGAAAUAGAUAGUGAUGAGAUAAAUGUUGUAUACGCACGGAAAACGGUCAAAAAGUCAUUGUUUAUUGACAAAUGAUGAAUUUUGCACAUAUUGGUUUUCAUAAAAUGGAACCCCCAUUUUCAAAAUUGCUGGAUCCGCCUCUGGUUAGUACAUUUCACUUCAAGUCGACAAAGAGAAGGAUUGUUGUAAAAUAUUUAUUGUUCUGCAAAAAUGGUUUUAAGCAAAUUACGAUUGUUUUAAUUUGGGUAAACAUCAAUAAAACUGGUUCAGAGAAGGCAGAACGUUUUUGUCAACAAUUAAAAAUACUUGCCAGUUUUUUAAACAAAUUCAUUUUUUCAUUAUUUACAUGUAUUUAACAUUAAUAAAGCAUUUAAAGAAAUAAAUAGAAGAUGGUUUAAAAGAUAACAUGUUCAGUAAUGGUCCGAGUUGAAAGGUUUUCUGAUUGACGAGUAAGUGUUGUUUUACAGCUAGGUUUUCGGUAUUUAAGGGACUUGGACACGAUUUGACCUAAAUUUUUCAAAUCUUAUUUUUCCAUUUUCAAUGUUCAUACUGAUAAAUAUAGAAGUUAAUAAUGCUAUG